Molecule: messenger RNA, 2574 nt
Organism: Volvox carteri f. nagariensis
Lineage: Eukaryota; Viridiplantae; Chlorophyta; Chlorophyceae; Chlamydomonadales; Volvocaceae
Exons: 6
Coding region: 1-1512 (503 amino acids)
Source: RefSeq, a predicted model, not a curated record
AUGAUUUCAGUUCUGCAUGGACUUGUUCUCGUGGCGGCCGCAUUCGCGGCCGCCAACGCGCAGGAUUUAGUGUCGAUGAAGUACAAGGUCUUCCCAUUCUGCAAUUGCCCCCCUUCCGGUUUCCCGUAUUCCUUAUCGCCACCUAAGGACUAUGGCAAUGGCAAAUACUGCUUCACGCUUCUUGUGGACACUAGCAGCAGCACCGAGGCCUGCGCUCGGGCGGGACUCUACAAGAUCGAGUUCAACGUCAAUCCUGCAUGCGACAAGUGGUCCCUGGAUAUCAAGGCAACCAUCAACGGGAAUUUCUCCCUUCAGAAGCCAGAUUUCCACUUCCCCGCCAGUCCUCCGGCUCCCCCCGGUACUCAAGUUCUGUUCAUUAACAAUCUGGGCCUGAAUACUAGCAGCAAUGGAGCUGAGAUUUGCCUUUUCUUGAAGAGCAGCAAGGGACGUAAAGGUUGCACUAUUUUGAAUGAAUUCUGCUUGCCCCCGCCGAACGGUGCUCCCGGCGUCUGUCAGACCGCCCUCUUCGACAAGAGCAUCCAAUGCUGCAAGGCCCCUCCACGGCUACCGCCCACUCCACCCUCGCCCUUGCCGCCAUCCCCGCCCACUCCGCCCUCGCCCAAGCCUCCGUCUCCGCCGACCCCACCCUCGCCCAAGCCUCCGUCUCCGCCGACCCCACCCUCGCCCAAGCCUCCGUCUCCGCCCACCCCACCAUCGCCCAAGCCUCCGUCCCCGCCCACUCCACCUUAUCCCUCGCCCCCGUCUCCGCCCACUCCACCCUCGCCCAAGCCGCCAUCCCCGCCCGCGCCGCCAUCGCCCAAGCCUCCGUCCCCGCCCACCCCACCCUCUCCCUUGCCUCCAUCUCCGCCCACCCCACCGUCGCCUUUGCCUCCUACACCCUCCCCUUCGCCUGUGCCGCCCUGCGUGGUCUGCACCUAUCUCUACAUUCAACCUCUGAAUUCAGUUUUCAGCCUUAACAUUCCUGUCGAUCAGUGUCGUGCCUUAGCCAAUAAGGUUGUCGACGAAUUUAUUGCACCAAGCGGAAGCUGCACAACCACAGUCGGCGCUACUCCUUUCGCACUUCUGCCGUACACGGAGACUGUCCCAGGAACUAAGAAGGACAGGGUGCAGUACUGUUUCCGUACCGCUGUUGUGCAGCCAAAUGAUCCGAACAGCCGUUGCGGCAGCUCGGACACGUUGGCGAAGAUUGAGUUCUGGGCGAAUGAAACAAUGCGCCGCAGCGUUCUAGGCGUCUAUGUCCGCCCCUCCGACGCCGACACAUUUCGCUACAUUGCCCCUAGCUGGGCUGCAGUGGGCGAGCAGACGUUCAAGGUCACCCCGCUGAGAUGGUCCAAGGCUCAGGCAGAUGGUGGCAAGGUCUGCCUCGAGUUUAAUCAGAACGUUGACUUGAGCAGCUUCUGCCUCACGAACAGCAGCCGCAAGGUUUGCUGGAUGAGCCUUUUCAGUCCGGAUAACAAGUGCUGCCCUGUAGUUUCGGCGGCUUCGAUCUGAGACCUGAGCCUGUGCUGUUGUUAACAUCUUACGCAGCAGUCUCGCAGUCCUGCGAUGUUAACCGCAGACACGCUAGUGGAUUUGUUUUGUCCCAAAAGGUUAACGGCAGUUCGUGCAUCUAAGCGUCUUUUUUCUAGUUUCCAACGUUCUUUGUGCAGAUACGUUAGUAAAAUGAUUGAUCAUCUUCAGACGACGGUCCCUACCUAUUAUACGAGGGUGUUGCCUAUCGGUGAUGAAAACGUUUACUAACGGAAUGCCUCGAUUGUUCAUGGGGGCAAGAGUUUAGGGACUGCUUCAAUCGGUUCUUGGUUCGGUAAAGAAUAUGUAUUUAUGGUCAGCAGGACCGUGCUUUUCGGUGUGCCAGGAUACAACAAGACAUGUCCAUGAAGGCGCCCUGCAUGUGCGUGGGUAUUCUUUGCAUCAGGGCUACUGCUGCUGUUGGCGCAUGCAUGCACCCAGCGGUUGAUACAGCAGCUUGACGUGCGUAUCAUCUUGCUGAUUCCGUGCAUGCUGGAGCACGCAUGCACGGCUUGCGGCAAAAUUAGAAUGGUUCAUUAUUGUGCUGUCGCUUCAUGAUUGCUGCGUUGUGCACCCGUUACUCGAAGGUCCACUUGUGCAUGCACAUGUGCCUGGAUAGUUGUGUAGGAGCUACUUUUAUGAUCAGACACCUCGUGAGUAUGCGGCAUUGCACGUAGCCCUAGGCCUUCAUCGUCACACUCAUUGUAUUGUUUUAACUUAAUUCACGAUUGCUUUAGCUGAUCAGGAAUGUGUAGUGUGGAGAAACUAUUAAUAUUUUCUCGGAGUACAGCGCAGUGAGUUUUUAUCGAUAAUGUCGUGAUGUUUGAGUGCUGCCUGCCUUACGCAUUAAUGAUUGGCCAGUCACAGCAGCGCACUUGUGCUCUAUUUGCGCUUUAUUGCUGUGUAUUGUGUCGGCGAGAAUGUGUGGUUCAUAUCCAUGCUGCUGAAUACACUCUCGACGACACUACUGGCUACUGCAACCCCGGGGCCCAUCAUUUCCCCUAGCACAUUCGCACAAGCCUGUAACUUCUUAACACAACUCCC